Messenger RNA from Durusdinium trenchii, 1080 nucleotides. The record is from the annotation of a GenBank genome assembly. Lineage: Eukaryota; Dinophyceae; Suessiales; Symbiodiniaceae.
AUGUCCGAUGGCAUCUACGAGCACCCUGAGUGGUGGCCAGAGCUGCAAGCUGGCGCGUCCAGUUUUGAAGAGUUCCAAGCUCAUCAGCACCUCAUGAAUGCCACACUGUGCCCACAGCCCUGCAUGGUGAGGUAUCAGCAGUACUUGGUGCCCACCUACCGGUCUCAGCACCAGUAUCCCAUGAAGGGCGUCUCCUAUGGAGCGUCUCCGCUGAAGAACACGGGCGUUCUGUUGACCGAUGACGAUUUCAUGACAGACAUCACGGGCGCCAUGUGGGACAGUUGGGGCCGUGGAGAUUUGGAUUUGCUGAAAUCCAUGGGUGUGAAUACGUUGCGCAUGUACGGCAACGAUCUGAACUACAGCCACCGGAGCUUUUUGGAUGGAGCCUAUAAGCGGGACAUGGACAUCAUCGUGGGCCUCAGUGACUGGGGCUUCAUCCAAGGGCCGGAUCCUUGCGACAGGAAUGGCUACGAGUGCUUCUCCCAAGUCUACGAGGCCUACAAGAACAACCUCCUGAAAGGCUUUACCAUUCGGAACUACACCAUGUACCACCCUGCUCUCAAAGCGUUGAUCAUUAGCAACGAGCCCGACCUGAAGGUCCACCCGAGGACCUCUGUGUGUCGUGCGAUGAUUAGCAGCCUGGAUGCGAUUUUGCAGGCGGAGAAGGACCUGAAUGUUACGGAGAAUCCCAUUGCUUUCACCGUGACCUUCUCUUUUGCAGCCUUUGGGAAGAACCCUCCAGGGCUUGGACAAAUGCAGGAGCUCUACCACUGCCUGGAACAUCCAGAAGCACCUCCGACCAACUACAAGCCGAAGAACGAUGUCUUGACGGCCUUCCACCAGCGCUGGGUACACAGCUUCAACACGGCCGCCCCGGGGCAUGUGGUCGAGGAGCUCUUCCUCGACAAGUACAAGAAGAGCAUUUUUUGGUCAGAGAAGAUGAAGAUCCCUCUGUUCAUUGGCGAGUACCACAGUGUGCACGUGGGCGCGAAGGAUGACUUACCCAUUUUGGUUGGCGAUGCGCUGUCGCCAACGUAUCCCUUCUUCCUGGGCUACAACUUUUUUGAGCAGCGACCUUAG